AUGCUGGAAGGAUCACUCCCGAUUCCACCACCAUCCAUUGUGAACUAUGAGGUUAAACACAACAAACUGAGCAGACAAGUUUCACCAGCAUUCUGCACUUUAAGUUCCAUUAAAUAUAUUGAUUUUGGGCAUAACAAUUUGAGUGGCAUGCUUCCAGACUACUUGGUAAAUGCCAGCGACUCACUUUUAGUUCUAAAUUUAGUACAUAACUCUUUUGGUGGUACCAUUCUUGAAAUCUGCACAGAUGGAAACCAGAUGAGGAUGAUUGAUCUAAGCUGUAACAAGUUCGAAGGGCGCUUACCACGAUCAUUGAGUAGCUGUUUGAUGCUAUGGACUUUGAAUCUCAGGAAAAAUCAAUUAGGAGAUGAGUUCCUUUCCUGGUUAGGGACACUUCCUGAUCUAAUUAAGUUGCCAUCUGAAUACUUCCAAAAAUGGAACUCCAUGAAAUCUUUUGAUGCUACCAAUUCAUCUUAUAUGAAAACAGUUUCAAAUUUCAUUACCAGGACCUCGGCUGACAGCGAUUUUUCUUGGACCCAAUAUUAUCCAAUGUCAAUCAAAAUAACAAUCAAAGGUGAAGAUGUUUUUGUAGUAAUUGAUUUCUCAAGCAAGAUGCUCGAAGGAGAGAUUCCAGAUUCCAUUGCGAACUUACAAGGGAUCCGAGUUCUUAACCUCUCCAACAACAGUAUAAGUGGUAGCAUACCAUCAACCUUGGGGAACAUAACGGUGCUUGAGUCAAUUGAUCUUUCUCAAAACAGGCUCCAUGGAGAGAUCCCUCCUCAACUGAAGCAGCUCACUUUUCUUGCCAUUUUCAAUGUAGCUCAUAACAAUCUUACAGGACCUAUACCAUAG
This is a messenger RNA of Ziziphus jujuba (common jujube), 849 nucleotides long. Its product is annotated as receptor-like protein Cf-9 homolog. Lineage: Eukaryota; Viridiplantae; Streptophyta; Magnoliopsida; Rosales; Rhamnaceae. Gene Ontology annotation, molecular function: protein binding. The transcript is spliced from 2 exons. Bases 1 to 849 code for a protein of 282 amino acids. The record is from RefSeq and is a predicted model, not a curated record.